AUGACUUCUUAUGAUCGGCAUGCAUCCCACGACUCUCCUUAUCGAACGGGUAGACAUGUUCCUCUCAGCCAGAGUCGCCAUGAGCCUCUUACAUCGAUUGCAACAAGCGCCAUUGAGUCGCGACCUGACCUAACGGAAACCUACGAGGAUGAGCAGUCCAAAGGCGCAACGACAUCUAACGGCUGGGCCGGCUCCCCUACUGGAAUUGGCUCCCCUACUCGUCCUUACUCGCCCGGAAUGCGAUCGCUCUCCUCCCAGAAGCGACGCUCGACCGACCCCGGAGUAGAUGGGGCGGCAGAGAUCCAAAUGCAAAGUUUCCAUGAUGGCGCACCGCCACCCCCCCCAGUCGCUCAUUCAUGGAGAAAGAUCGAGCGAUGGCUAGAGAACAACUACGAGGAGCUUUACGAUAAUCUCUGCGAAGGUUGUACUCAGAACGAUAUCAAUGAGUUGGAGCAUGACUUGGACUGUAGCCUACCGUUGGAGGUUCGGGAAUCUUUGAUGGCUCAUGACGGACAAGAGCGUCCAGGCUUGCCCACUGGUGUGGUUUUUGGUUGUAUGCUUCUGGACUGCGAAGAGAUAGUCCAGGAAUGGAAGAACUGGCGAACUGUCAAUGAUGAAUUCCUCAGCUCAUCCGGCAUUAUCAACACUUCUCCCAAAGCUGCAGCAGGCUCUUCUUCGGUUGCCCCUCCAGCUCCUACCACAGGGUCAAAUCCGUUGUGGAGACAGGAUCUUCUCGAGCGACAAGACUCUCAGCCCUCCGGUGCCGUUCAGAAAGCGUAUGCCCAUCCUGCUUGGAUUCCUAUGGCUCGUGACUGGGGUGGAAAUUGUAUCGCAAUCGAUCUUGCACCGGGACCUGCAGGCAAGUGGGGCCAAGUCAUUAUAUUCGGUCGGGAUUAUGACUGCAAAUACGUUGUCGCUCGGUCUUGGGCCUCUUUCCUCGCAGUUAUGGCUGAUGACCUCUGCAGCGGCAAGGUUUCUGUGGAUGAAGAGACGAAUGAACUCAAACUAUUGGAAUUCAAGGCUCAAAAUGUUGAGCCUCCCUAUAUGGAAAUUCUACGCUGGCGUACAGAUCAGAAGUAUGGUCGGAGGCCACCACGUCGCAAGGGCCCUAAUGGUCUUGGACUGAAUACCGGUAGUAAGUCCGGAAAGGAAUCCCCUUAUGGGAGCCCAACCCCCAGUGAAGAACGUGGGAGAUCUCCUCACCGCUUUCCCAAUCGCGGGUCUACUCAAAGUCCCAAGACGCAGUUUGGUAUAUCCAGCCCUCUUGCUCGCGUCACAGAAGAAGCUCCAAGUCCUGUACACACAAAUGCGGAUAGCGACAUAUCAGAGGACGUCGUGAAAAGUGAUGAUACAAAGAAAGCACAAAGCGAAGAUCUGAUGGAAGUGUCGACAUAUGUGGGUAAAGAGGCCGAAGAUGUUGUUGACAAAGGUGCUGAGCAAAAACAGCCGGAGACUGAGAAGAUGCAGAAGCAGGAGCCGACCCAUGGAUCUCCUGGCACUGCCUUGGACGCGGAGACCUUGGGCGAAAUGAAAAACGUGGCUAUCUAA
Molecule: messenger RNA, 1548 nt
Organism: Aspergillus nomiae NRRL 13137
Lineage: Eukaryota; Fungi; Ascomycota; Eurotiomycetes; Eurotiales; Aspergillaceae
Product: SMI1/KNR4 family protein
Exons: 1
Coding region: 1-1548 (515 amino acids)
Biological process (GO): regulation of fungal-type cell wall biogenesis; cell wall biogenesis
Cellular component (GO): mating projection tip
Source: RefSeq, a predicted model, not a curated record